Molecule: messenger RNA, 627 nt
Organism: Mesitornis unicolor (brown roatelo)
Lineage: Eukaryota; Metazoa; Chordata; Aves; Mesitornithiformes; Mesitornithidae
Product: protein transport protein Sec24D-like
Exons: 4
Biological process (GO): COPII-coated vesicle cargo loading
Cellular component (GO): endoplasmic reticulum exit site; COPII vesicle coat
Molecular function (GO): SNARE binding; zinc ion binding
Source: RefSeq, a predicted model, not a curated record
AGCACUACUCUGAGCUCUGGCAUGUCUUCUGGGCAUCCAACAUCUUUUCAGGGUCCACAACUACCACCACCAAUGCAGCAGCAAAUAUCUUUACCACCUGGAUCACAAGUUCCUCCAUCAGCAAGUAAUGUUAAUGGCCUUUGUGCUCAGUCAUCAUUGCCUCCUAUGGCCAGACAAGAUGGGAUCCCUGGAUCUGUCCCCCCAAAUCCUAACUUACAACAGCUUUCAGGACAGCCUCCAGGACCUGGAUAUCAUCCUCAGCAAGGUCACUAUGGUCCUCAGAUGGCAGCAUCUCAGCUGUCUUAUCCUGGUGCUUUUCCUGGGGGUCCAGCACAGCUCUCAGGUCCACAGCAGAAGAAACUUGAUCCUGACUCUAUUCCAAGCCCAAUUCAAGUAAUUGAAAAUGAUAAGGCUUCUAGGGGAGGGCAGAUCUAUGCUACAAAUACAAGAGGACAGGUUCCUCCUCUUGUCACCACAGACUGCAUAAUCCAAGACCAAGGCCAUGCCAGCCCUCGUUAUGUCCGAUGUACUACCUACUGCUUUCCAUCAUCUUCAGAUAUGGCCAAACAGGCUCGCAUUCCACUGGCAGCUGUCAUCCAGCCUUUUGCUGUUGUUCCACCAAAUGAG